This is a messenger RNA of Phanerochaete carnosa HHB-10118-sp, 294 nucleotides long. RefSeq lists its product as uncharacterized. Lineage: Eukaryota; Fungi; Basidiomycota; Agaricomycetes; Polyporales; Phanerochaetaceae. The annotation marks the transcript as partial. The record is from RefSeq and is a predicted model, not a curated record. The transcript has a single exon.
GCUAAACCAUCCUAGUAGCACUUCGACAUUCGCUCCCGCCACGACCGCAAGCUCAAGGCGACCAUGAGCCCCAUCCCCUACCUUUACAUGCUCGAGGUCUCGAUGUCGCUCCUGCAUUGCGUUGACAAGUAUGGUCGCGAAGGCAAGAUCAAGCCCGGAGGGAAGGUCGAGGGCGCCGUCGGAUGCCUUGCAGGACAUAUUCACAACAGUCUCAUCAAGGUUUCCAUUUCUGUGACCUCCACGGCGAGGGCCAAAAGGUGCAAAUUACGGCGAUCAAGUGGUGAGUCCUUUUGU